Paramecium sonneborni is the source of this 6855-nucleotide messenger RNA. The record is from the annotation of a GenBank genome assembly. NCBI's taxonomy places the organism in Eukaryota, Ciliophora, Oligohymenophorea, Peniculida, Parameciidae.
UUUAAAUAUGUCAACUCAAGAUUUAUAAUUGUUAGAAAACCAACUUCUAUUGUCUAAAGAUGAAGCAAUAGGCAAACUUAUUAAAGGCACAGACCAAUAUUAUUAUUAUUAUUUUUUAAAGAUUUUCAAUCAACAUGGAUAUCAACUAACAACAGAAUAGAAACAUUAAUUAGAAGCUUUUAAAGACAUGCAAACCUAGCUUGCUUAGAAAACUAAUUUAAGAGCUUUAUUUUUGGAAUAUGAUUAAUUAAGUAGCUAAACUCCAUCUGAAGAAAUUGAGUAGCAAUAAAAAGCUAUAGUUGAUAAAAUCAAUAGAUAUUACUUUAAAUUUACCUUUAGUCAGGAAGCACCUUCAAUUGCAAGAGUAAAAGUUUAUUUUAAUUGUAGGGAUAAUCUUAAUCUGGAGGUCUAAUUGAGUAAAUGACUUAUAAGUCAAAAUUUAAUGAAAGCAUUUUUGAAACAAACAAAUUCUUAGAAAAUGCUUAUACAGAAGCAGGAUUUGCUAAAAUAAAACAAUAACUUUAUGGAUCUCUAGAUGUAAAUAAAAUUGCAACAAGCUCUAUAAAAGUAAUAAAAACUUUUUUAUAAAAUGUUGGCAAUGAAAUUAUAGAGUACUUAUAAUUUAAAUAUUCAUAGUUUUCCUGGAAUACCUGAAUUCUAUAAUUCAUUAUCUAAUUUAAAAGACUUUAAAAAUGAUUUUUAGUAAACUCAUUUUAGAAAAUUGAGUUUAUCAUAAAUGGAAGAGUUACUCCAAUUAAAUAAGAAAUUUUUAGAAAAUUAAUAGUUUGUUGGAGAAUACUAUUUGAAAAAAUUCUAGUAUGAUCUAAAAGAUAUUUAAUAUUCUAAAUUAACAGAAGCUGAAAAAAAAUAGGUUUUAUCAAAUAUUAAAAAUGUCUAUAAUUGGACAAGUACAUUACCUCCAAAAUUUAAAUCAUUUAAUGAUUAAAUCCUUUAUGAAUUAUUAUAAAUAGGUAAAGAAUGAAUUUAUAUUUUUUAGGUAUUGAAGUUAAUGAAUAUGAUUUUGAUUUAUUUUUGGUUUUCUUAAAAGAUCCAAAAGAAGAUUAUGAUGCAGCUACAGAAAAAUAAAAAAUAUUCAUAAAAAAUAAUAAAAGAAGCUAUUAAUAAUAAUGGCAUGAAUAUCAUUAAUUGAAUACAAAUAGAUGGAUAGCAACAGAUUCAAUAAUAGAAAAAUAUUUAUAAAAAUAUUUUGAAAAGAAUGAUGAAUUAGGAAUUCUAGAAUAAUAUUUAGAUACCAAAUAUUUAAAGAGAAUUCAAGCAACUGUAAAAUUACAUUAAGGUUAAGAAUUAUAAAAUAUUUAUGAUUAUUUAUCAAGUUCUUAGAUUGAAUAAAUGAACUCAAGUAAAUCAUUAACAAUAUGUUCAUUUAAUUAAAUGUAUUUUAAACAUGGAGAUUCAGUUAAAUUGUAUGUUGAAUUAAAGAAUAUUCCAAAAUUGAAUGUUAAAAUAUUUGAAUUUAAUUCUGAAAAUUAUUAUUUACAAAAAUAAUAAUAAUUAGAUUCUUCGAUUAAUUUAGAUGGUUUAAUUGCAUUUGAAGAAACUGAUUUCACUUAUGCUUACCCACCAAUUUAAAAAGUAAUUAAAGAAUUUGAGUUUCAAACUAUAACUAAAAUUUAAAGAGGAAUAUUUAUAGUAGAAUUUAUUGGUAAUGGAAUAUCAUCAAGAGCUCUUAUAAAGAAAGGAAGAUUAUAAUUAAGAGAAACAAUGACAUCAGCUGGUCAUAGAUUUUAAAUUUUUGAUGAAAAUUUCGAAUUAUGUGUAGGUGAAAAAACAGGAAUUUGGAUUGAUAAGAAAUUUUAUAAUGUGGAUCAAUAAAGAAAAGAAAUAUUGAUUCCAUUUGGUUAAAGAGAUCAAUAAUUCAAUGCCGUUAUUGUUCAUGAUAAUUUUGCUGAAUUUACAACUGUUUUUAUUUAAUAAGAGAAGUAUCAAUUGAAAUGUGCCUUUUUGGUUGCUGAUGAUUCUUUGUUAAUGGGAUGUCAAGCAAAAGCAGUUAUAAUUCCAAAACUUUUUGUAAAUGGAACUGAAGUUGGUAUAGCAUUGCUUUAAGAAUAAAAGGUAUCAGUAACAAGUACAAAUGAUGCUGGUGUUCCUGCAACAAUACCAUUUGAUAAUAUUAAAUUAGAAAAUGAUAAACCAUUUGAAGUAUAAUUCCCUAUAACAUCUAAAUUAAAAGUAAUUGAGAUUAAAAUAAGUGGAAAAAUAACAAGAAUGCAUAAAGAAGAUAAUAAGAAAGAAGAAUAACUAGAAUAAUCACAUUUUAUCUACAUUAACAAUCUGGAAGGAUAAUCAGUAUUUUGUAACUAGUUAUUGAAAUAUGAUUCAAUAAAUGGAUAUUAAAUAUGUAUAGUUGGUAAAAAUGGUGAACCAAAAAGAGGACUUUAAACAACUAUUACAUUUACAUUAUCUUCAAUAAAUCAUACUUAUAAUGAAUAAUUUACUACUGAUGAAAAAGGUAGAGUGUAUUUGGGAAGUUUGAAGAAUGUAAGUUCUAUAGCUUCAAAUGUUAAAAGUAUAGGAGAUAUAGCUGUAUCAUAGAAAUCAUGGCCAAUUAAUUAAAAAAGUUCAAUUUCUUAUCCAUCAAAAUUAACAGUGCUUACAGGAUAAUAAAUUAAUUUACCAUAUUGUGAUAUUGGAGAUAUAAAGAAUCCAUUUGUCCUUUAUCAAGUUUUUGGAACAACAGAAAGAGCUAUUAUAAAAAGUUUAACAGAUUAGAUAACUGUUUAAGAAUAAUCCAUUUCAUUUAAAUUAGAAAAUAAAGGAAAUUAUGAAUUAUAAUUUGUGAAAGAUAGAAAUACAAUUCAUAUUAAUGUUAUAGAUGGAUAAUUAUGGAAAGGAACUAAUAUUAUUAAAUAUUAAAAUCAAUUAAUAAUUGAAAAAGGUUUAGAUCAAUUGGUUGCAAUUUCAAAAGUUGAUUAAGUAAAAGAAGAAAAUGGAACUAAAAUUAAUGGUAACAUAGUAUCAAAAUAAAAGGUAUCUAUCUUUGCCUAUGCUACAUCAUUUUUAAAUGAAUAAUUCGAUCUUUAAGUUAGUUAAAUCUAAUAAUUGAUUAAUAGAGAUAGAUCUGAAUAGUUAUAAAUAAAUUUAUACAGUAGUGUAUUCUAAUCAAAUAAGGAAUUGUCAGAUGAAUAAAAAUAUGUUUUAAAUCGAAAAACAUAAGAAAGAUAUAUUGGAAAUACACUUGAGAAACCUUAAUUCUUAUUGAAAAGAUAAUAAAUUAGAGAAACUACAACCUAAGGAGAAUAAUUAAAUCAAGAAGGAUCAUAUAAAGAAAAAUAUGAAUAAUAAAGUUUAUCACGAUAAGCUUAAAAUAAAUCAGUAGGUUAUGGAUCUGCAGGUUCAAAAAAUUAAUAAGUAACAACUUUCAAUGAUUUUUUGAAAUAUCCAGCUAUAUUAUAUUCAAAUAUAGUUUUAGAUGAAAAUAACAACUUCUAAUUAAAUGUACCACAACAUUAUUCCACAGUGACAUUACUUGUAUUUAAUGAAUCAUCUUAUUAAUUUUAAAUAUUACCUCUUGAGAAUGAAACUGUGGAAACUAGAAAUCUUGCUCAUUAAUCUACAUUAGAGAAAGAUAAAUUCUAUUCAAUUUAUAGAAACUCAUCUAAUGUACAAAAGAAUGUUCCAUUUUAAGUUCAAGAUUUAACAUCUACAGAAAUUAAGCUAGUUGAUUCGCUUGAUAAAAUGUUUAUCAUUUUGAAAGAAUUGAAAAAAGCUAGUGGUGAUGAUAGUGGAUCUAAGGACUUCUAAAAAUGGGAAUUCUUAGUCAAAUGGUACUAACAAAGCACAGAACAAAAGCAUAAGUUAUAUGAUGAACAUUAGUGUGAUGAAUUGAAUUUAUUUAUUUACUUUAAAGAUUCAGCAUUUUUUGAAACUUAUACAGAAAGCUAUAUAAGAAAUAAAAUAGAGAAAAGCUUUAUUGAUUAUUUCUUAUUAAAGGAUGAUGAAAUGUUAAAAUAAUAUGGAUCAAUGUAAAAGAUUACUGAAUUAAAUGCUUUGGAAUAAACGUUAUUAGUUAUUUACUUUGCAGAGAUAUCUAAUUAAUUGGAAGAUGCAAAAUAAAUAGCAUCUUAUUUAGAAAAUCUUAAUAAAUAGAAUAUUACUGAUUAGAGAAUUUUUAAAAAAUAUUUUGACACUGUUUUGGGUGCUAAAAUAGAAACUGAAGAUGAAAACAUUGAAGUUGGUUAAUAUGAUAUGGUUUAAUAACAAACACUUUUGCAGCAUGUUCAAUAACCAGUUUUUACUUAAGCUCAUAUGAAUUUAAUGUGUAUGAAUUAGGCACCUGCACCAAGAAUGAUGAUGAUGUAAUAGUAAAUGCCCUAAAUGGCUUGUAUCUAAUAAGAGAGAAUGAGAAUGCCAAUGGCAUAAACUUGUUCAGCUGCACCACGUAGGUAAAUGUAAUAAAUGGAAUGUUGUGAUUUAAUGGAUGAUUUUAGCUAUAGUAGAGCUUAACCUUAAAAUGACAGCUAUUACAGAGAAAAAAGGUCAUAAUUCAUUGAGAAUUUCAAAAAUAUUGAAAAAACAAAAGAAUAUUGUGAAAAACAUUACAGUACAGGAUGCUAAAAGGAGAACUUCAAAAAUUUAGUUAGUUUAAAUGGAUUCUAUGUUGAUUUAGUUAAUCAUUCAAUCACUAAAGGUAUAUUAAAAGAAGAUUUUCUGUCUUCCAAAUUUAUACAUUGUAUAAAUAACUAAACUGAAAUGAUUGCUGUUUUAACACUUAUUGGUUUACCAAAUGAAGCCCCAGUUUAAGAAUAUAAAUAAUUUGGAGGAAAAGGUGUUGAAAUCACAACAAAAUGUUCUGCUUUAUUCUUUAUGAAAGAAAUAAAGGAAGGAAAAGCAUAAUUAAGAUAAGACAUUUUAAUAGCUUAAAGAUUCUUUGAUCCAAAUGAUAGAUUUAUAAUAUCUGAAGAUGAUCCAGAAUUAUAAUUAGAAAAGGAUGUAAAUGAAUGUUUAAUAGAUAAAGUUUAUGGCUGUUAAGUCAUCAUCACUAAUUGUUCAUCAACAAGAGCUGAUUAUUAAGUUUUAGUAGAAUUACCUAAUGGUGCUAUUCCUGUUAAUACAGUAUUCUAUACAAAAUCUUAUACAAUUAAUUGUUAACCAUAUACAACUUAAAGAAUUGAAUAUUUCUUCUAUUUCCCUAAGGUUGGUACAUUCACUGUAUAUCCAGCAAAUGUUUCUAGAUUUGGUUAAGUUGUAUGUGUUGCUUAAGAAGGUUAAUUAAAAGCAGUUGAAUCAAAAUCAAUUUAAAAUUUAGAAGCUAUUGAUGAUAUUUUAGCUAAAGGUAAUAAAGAGGAUAUCUUAAAUUUCUUGGCAACUAAAAAUAUAUUUAAUAGAAAUAUAUUUAGAGCUGAAGAAAUCAGAUAUUUAUUAAAAGAUAAAGAUUUCUAUUUGAAAGUGAUUUCAAUCUAUCGUAAAAGAAGAUUCAAUGAUUUUGAAAGUUUGAAAUAUUCAAUCUAUCAUGCUGAUAAAUAGAGCAUGAAAGAAUUAUUCCUUCAUAACAAUUGUUAAGAAUUAUUCAGAAGAACUUUCAAAUAUUUCUAAUGUUCUCUAUUUGAAUUUAAUAAUAUUAGAAUGCUUGAAUAUUAUCCUUUAAUUACAAAGAGAGUUCAUAAACUCACAUCUGAAGCUAAAGGAAUUUUAAAUGUUGAAUUUAGAAAUUAAUAUGUUGAUUUCUUAACUUAUUUAGUUGAAAAACCAAAACAUAGUUUAAGUGAUAAAUUAGGAUUCAUUUAUUAUUUAUUGUUACAAGAAAGAAUUAAUGAAGCAAUUUAAAUUUAUAAAACUAUAAAUGAUGUAGAAGCUUAAGGUGAAGCUAUCUUAUAAUAUGAUUAUUUCUCAGCCUAUCUUGAUUUUUAUAUAGGAUAUCCUAAUUUUGCUAAAGCAAGAGAAAUCUGUGAAAAAUAUUUAAAUUAUCCAGUCAUUCAUUGGAGAAAUAUUUUCUAUGAAGUAGUUAACUUAUUAGCUGAAUAUGAUGGUGAUGAUGAUGAAAAUCAAAAAUUAAAGACUGAAACUACUGUUAAAUAGAAAUAAAUUGAAUAAGCCAAAAAAGAAGAAACAUUAUAAUCAAUUAUUGAAGGUAAUGAAAUCUAAAUAACAUAUUCAAAUUUAAACAAAGUCAUCAUAUAAUUCUAUAAAAUAGACUUAGAAAUUCUAUUUUCAAGAAAUCCAUUCUUAAAUUAGAAUGAAGAAGAUUUUGCAUUUGUCUUACCUAAUUCUAUUGUAGAAGCAUCAUUAGAAGCUUAAUAAUAACCAGGAUUGUAAACUAUUUAUUUUAUUUUUAUAGGACAUAUAAAAAGUCAGUUGCUAUUCCUGAAGAACUAAGAAAAUUCAAUCUUUUCAUUUAAAUUAAAGGAAUUAGUAAAAGAACAUCAAAUCGUUAUUAUUCUACAUCAUUAGGAGUAUAGAUCAUGGAAAAUUAUGGUUAAAUUAGGGUUUCAGAUUCUGAAGGAAAAUAUUUAUCAAAAGUUUAUGUGAAAGCCUAUAUUAGAGAGAAAAAUGGAAAAGAAUCAUUCUAUAAAGAUGGUUAUACUGAUUUAAGAGGAAGAUUUGAUUACGCUUCACUUAGUUCAGCUAAUCUAGAUGAUGCUUCCAAAUUUUCAUUAUUAAUCACAAGUGAUGAAUAUGGUAUUAAUAUAUAUAUUAUAAAAAUAGGAUCUAUUAUAAAGGAAAUUAAUGCUCCUUCUUAAGUUGGUAAAUUUGAAACUGAAGUUAAACUUGUCUCUAAUAAAUGGAAUGAAAGAGCUGUUUGUGAAUAGGUCAAAUAAUCUAAUUUAUAUGAACAAAAGAAAUUUAGUAAAUGUAAAUGAUCUAUCAUUUUAUUCACAAAAUUAUAAUAUCCAUUCA